GCCAUGCACAAAAAACAUCAAGCUUACAAACUUAGUACUAGUCUACACUUCUACUACCACCACCACCACCCCCAAUUUGAUUGAUUAAGGCCAGUAGACAUGGCCACCGUCACAACACAAGCUUCGGCAGCUCUUUUCCGGCCAUGUGCCUCGAAAUCCAAGUUCCUAACUGGGUCUUCUGGUAAAUUGACUAGAGAAUUGUCCAUUAAACCAAUGGCUUCCACUUCUUCUGGCUCUUUCAAAGUUGAGGCCAAGAAAGGUGAAUGGUUACCUGGGUUGCCCUCACCAACUUAUCUUGAUGGCAGUCUUCCUGGUGACAAUGGGUUUGAUCCUCUGGGACUUGCUGAGGACCCUGAGAACUUGAAAUGGUAUGUUCAAGCUGAGCUUGUCAAUAGUCGUUGGGCUAUGUUAGGUGUUGCAGGAAUGCUACUACCAGAAGUUUUCACAAAGAUUGGGAUUAUUAAUGCCCCACAAUGGUAUGAUGCUGGGAAACAAGAGUACUUUGCAUCCUCAUCAACUCUCUUUGUGAUUGAGUUCAUUUUGUUCCAUUACGUUGAGAUCAGAAGGUGGCAAGACAUCAAAAACCCAGGAUGUGUCAACCAAGACCCCAUCUUUAAGCAAUACAGCUUGCCUCCACAUGAGUGUGGAUACCCAGGAAGCGUUUUCAACCCACUCAACUUUGCACCCACUCUUGAGGCCAAAGAGAAAGAGCUUGCAAAUGGGAGAUUGGCCAUGUUGGCAUUCUUGGGAUUUAUCAUUCAACACAAUGUGACUGGAAAAGGACCAUUUGAGAAUCUCUUGCAGCACAUCUCUGACCCAUGGCACAACACCAUUGUCCAGACACUGAGUGGCUCCUAAGUCCAUUAGUGAUGAUAUCAGAACCUGUUUUAUUUAUUCUGUAACCAUGAGGGCAUGGUUUUUGAGUGAGAUUUGGCAUCAGUGUGAACAAGUAUCCAUGUACAGAACUACAAUGGAAUUAAUAUCUCCAUGCAGAUUACAUCA
This is a messenger RNA of Quercus robur (English oak), 1002 nucleotides long. RefSeq names its product chlorophyll a-b binding protein 4, chloroplastic. The record is from RefSeq and is a predicted model, not a curated record. The coding region runs from base 100 to 858 and encodes 252 amino acids. The transcript is spliced from 3 exons. Lineage: Eukaryota; Viridiplantae; Streptophyta; Magnoliopsida; Fagales; Fagaceae. Gene Ontology annotation, cellular component: membrane. Gene Ontology annotation, biological process: response to light stimulus; photosynthesis, light harvesting in photosystem I.